UACUCAAACACGCUCACUCUUUGUGGUUCGGUUACUUCACGACAACAUCUGCAGGGCAAGGUUCGUCACCGAGCUUGCUCUGGCUGGUCACUGAUGUCUGAAACUGGUGUAGAGAAAAGUUAACGUUUAGCCUAGUCGAUGGAGACGCACUUGAGUUUGGAGCUUUAAUUAAAACAUGCUGCGAAUCGACCUGACUUUGACCAUCACACCGGAAGCACCUCAUUGGUCUUUUUUCUCGGCAAAGGCUUCAACAUCAAUGCCAGCUGAGCAAUCACAGUACCACACUAUUUCCUUGUCUCAUAUUGGAACCCAGACUUGGACACGGUUUGAAGACUGCUAUGACUCUUGAUGAAACAGCCAGGGAUCUCAUGAAUUGCAACUGGAGCCAAAGUUCAGAGGAGCCAUGAUAUUUCUCAAAAUGCCUAGAUUAAAAAAAAAACAACUACAGCUAAUAAUAAUAGGCUUUAGUACCGUAGUGCUCAUGGCGUACUGGGAAAAGAUUGACAAUAACAUUGUAACCCAUGUAAUGUCUUUCUCGUACCGCUACCUUCUCAAUAGCUUCACGUUCAUUAACGCAAGCUUUAGAGUCAAUCCUGAAGAUGCUAUCAAGUACAGCAAUCGCAGAUACCUAAUAAACCACGAGAGGAAGUGUGGUGAAAAAGAUGUUCUUCUCCUGCUCUUUGUGAAAAGCUCCUCUGAGAACUUUGAAAGAAGAUGGGCCAUUCGCUCUACUUGGGGAAACGAGGCGUACAUUGAAAGGACGCUGGGUGUUACUGUAAGGGUGUUGUUUGCUCUUGGCCUCCAUCCUGAACCAGAGCAAAGAAGACGACUUCAGAUGCAACUGUUGUUUGAAGACCAAAGAUAUCAUGACCUCAUCCAGCAGGACUUCAUAGACACCUUCCACAAUCUUACUCGGAAGCUACUUUUGCAGCUUGGCUGGAAAGAAACCUACUGCCACCGUGCCCAGUUCCUCAUGUCUGCAGACGAUGACGUCUUUGUCCACAUUCCCAACUUAAUUCACUUCUUGCAAGGGAUUGGCCGGAGUAACGGCAAAAACCUUUGGAUAGGAAGGGUGCACCGUGGUUCACCACCCGUCCGAGACAAAGAAAGCAAGUACUACGUGUCCCAAGACUUGUACCCAUGGUUGUCUUACCCAGACUACACCCCUGGCUCUGGGUAUGUCCUCUCCAGAGAUGUGGCUACCAAAAUCUACCAAGCUGCACUCACCAUAAACGCUUCCUUUCACAUUGAUGACGUCUUCCUCGGGAUCUGCGCCAAAGUGAUAGAUAUUGCUCCCAAGGACCAUGCGUUCUUUUCGGGAGAGGGAAAAGCUCCUUAUCACCCUUGUAUCUACAACCAGAUGAUGACUUCACAUGGACACGUCAGCGAUAUCCGGGAAAUGUGGAAGCGUGUAACAGAAGCUGAAGCUGGCCAGAUACCCUCAGGACUGAUUCGGAGGCUCUACUGGCUUGGCUGGAAAGAAACCUACUGCCACCGUGCCCAGUUCCUCAUGUCUGCAGACGAUGACGUCUUUGUCCACAUUCCCAACUUAAUUCACUUCUUGCAAGGGAUUGGCCGGAGUAACGGCAAAAACCUUUGGAUAGGAAGGGUGCACCGUGGUUCACCACCCGUCCGAGACAAAGAAAGCAAGUACUACGUGUCCCAAGACUUGUACCCAUGGUUGUCUUACCCAGACUACACCCCUGGCUCUGGGUAUGUCCUCUCCAGAGAUGUGGCUACCAAAAUCUACCAAGCUGCACUCACCAUAAACGCUUCCUUUCACAUUGAUGACGUCUUCCUCGGGAUCUGCGCCAAAGUGAUAGAUAUUGCUCCCAAGGACCAUGCGUUCUUUUCGGGAGAGGGAAAAGCUCCUUAUCACCCUUGUAUCUACAACCAGAUGAUGACUUCACAUGGACACGUCAGCGAUAUCCGGGAAAUGUGGAUGUGGGAAACAGAAGCUGAAGCUGAAGCUGGCCAGAUACCCUCAGGACUGAUUCGGAGGCUCUACUGCACUGUCGCGAAAGUGAGGCUUCUAUGUGUACCAUUUCUUUCAAACUCUUACCCAUGUAAAGCAGCUUUCUUUUGA
Messenger RNA from Sinocyclocheilus rhinocerous, 2086 nucleotides. RefSeq names its product lactosylceramide 1,3-N-acetyl-beta-D-glucosaminyltransferase B-like. Gene Ontology annotation, cellular component: Golgi membrane. Gene Ontology annotation, biological process: protein O-linked glycosylation. NCBI's taxonomy places the organism in Eukaryota, Metazoa, Chordata, Actinopteri, Cypriniformes, Cyprinidae. Bases 404 to 2086 code for a protein of 560 amino acids. The record is from RefSeq and is a predicted model, not a curated record. Gene Ontology annotation, molecular function: N-acetyllactosaminide beta-1,3-N-acetylglucosaminyltransferase activity. The transcript is spliced from 2 exons.